AUGCGUUUCAACGUCUUCAAAUCCUUAAUUAUUAUUUCAACUUUUUUUCAUUUGACAAAAGCACUCAAAACUUUACCAUCGGAAUUUAUUGGAAAAUUCGAACUUGACAAGACGAAAGACGAAAAUUUCGACGAAUAUUUGCAAGCUCGAGGUUAUAACUCGUCUAUGCGAGAACUUAUUAAAUCAGUUACUGUUACGAAAACAUUUUCCAAGAGCGCAACCAGUGGAAGAUAUAAUUUGGAUACUUUAACUUCCAUAAAAAACUCGCAUCACAAAAAUUGGGCCCUCGGUGAACAAUUUCAAAAUGAAGUAUUGGAUAGUACGCAACACCUUAUAACCUUUAAUAUAAUCAGUGAUCCGAAAAGAGGUAAAGUUCUCACCGAAAAGCAUAUUAAAGUUGCAGAUAAAAGUGAUGUCGAAACUUAUGAAUAUUCACGUCAAGGUGAUUAUCUCAUCAUGAAUGUUUAA
Messenger RNA from Dracunculus medinensis (Guinea worm), 468 nucleotides. NCBI's taxonomy places the organism in Eukaryota, Metazoa, Nematoda, Chromadorea, Rhabditida, Dracunculidae. The record is from the annotation of a GenBank genome assembly.